AUGUUGUCACUUCCUAUUAUGGGAUCAUCGCUAGCCAAAAGUCUUUUGAAGAUUUCACAAAAAUUUCUUAGUUAUGAUUUUAAAACCAAAAGAAUGAGUUCUGCAAAAGAAAAGUGUAAAGAUUGUAAAAGAGAGUGUGGAAAAUGGAAAACUUCCAGAUGUCGAAUUUGGAAGCUGUGUUGA
Messenger RNA from Clunio marinus, 183 nucleotides. NCBI's taxonomy places the organism in Eukaryota, Metazoa, Arthropoda, Insecta, Diptera, Chironomidae. The record is from the annotation of a GenBank genome assembly.